Fusarium odoratissimum NRRL 54006 is the source of this 597-nucleotide messenger RNA. RefSeq lists its product as uncharacterized. The transcript has a single exon. The record is from RefSeq and is a predicted model, not a curated record. The coding region runs from base 1 to 597 and encodes 198 amino acids. NCBI's taxonomy places the organism in Eukaryota, Fungi, Ascomycota, Sordariomycetes, Hypocreales, Nectriaceae.
AUGCUUGUUACCAAGAUCAUCUUCUGGGCUUUUGCCACCGCAACCGCCACCGCUCUCCUCACUGUCAAAGAUGUAGCCACCAAGUUCGGUAUCUCAGAAACCGAUAUCGACGAGAUCCUCUCUACUUCUGAUGUAUCCACCAUCAACGUCGACAAAUGGGCAGACUUCCUUGACGUUAGCCUCAAAGACAUCAAGUCAUGGCCCCAGUCUGACAAAGUCGCUGCUCUUGAGGACGUUAAAAAGAACCUCAAGACUUACAUGGCAUCUGGCGCCAAGAUUGAAAAGCGUCAGGGCAACCUCCAGAAGCUGCAGCAAGAGAUCGAUGCCAAGAUCGCUCAGUAUCGCUCUGAGCAUGAGGCUGAUCACCGACGCCGACUGGCUGGCUGCCCCAGCAUUCGCUGUGGUGUCUGCGGCGGCGGAUUAACUGUUGCUUACGUUGCUGCCCUUACUGCUUGUGGAGCUGCUGCUGCUACCGAGGAAGCUAUUUCUGCUGGCACUCUUACUCCUGCAGCUGUCGUUUCUCUCGGUGCUUGUGUCACGGCUGCCCACGCUACAUAUGCUAGUGGCUGGACCUUCUGUCUCGGCAUGAAAGAUUAG